Hydractinia symbiolongicarpus is the source of this 891-nucleotide messenger RNA. Its product is annotated as NADH-ubiquinone oxidoreductase chain 2-like. The transcript has a single exon. The record is from RefSeq and is a predicted model, not a curated record. NCBI's taxonomy places the organism in Eukaryota, Metazoa, Cnidaria, Hydrozoa, Anthoathecata, Hydractiniidae.
AUGAUUAAGUGAUUAUGCCUAUUUUUUUCCUAUAUUCUUAUAGUGUCCUCCCACUCUUGGUUAGGUCUGUGGCUUAGUAUAGAAAUAAAUUCUUUAAGCUUUAUCCCUAUCAUAAUCGAAGAAAGAAAAGAAAAUAGAUUAAAAUAUUUUUUGAUUCAGUCAGUAGCCUCAGUCAUCUUUUUAGCGAGUAUUCUGAAUCAAUCCUUUUCAUUCUUAAUUCCUUUUGCCCUAUUAAUUAAGAUUGGUGCGGCCCCGUUCCAUAUAUGAUUAGUAAGUAUUUCUAAAUCUAUAUCAUGAAAGGUUUUAUCCCUUUUAAUAACUUUUCAGAAAAUUGGGCCUCUUCUUGGACUCGCUAUACUACAAUUCACAAAUUCUUUUUUCAUUUUUAUUAGAGCAUUUAUUGGCGGAUUAGGUGGGAUUAACCAAUCCAACCUUCGGCUGAUUAUAGCGUUUUCUUCCGUUAGACAUCUAUCUUGACUAAUAGUUAAUAUAAGUAGAUUUUUCUUGAUAUUAGUUUAUUAUGUGACUUACUUGGCUAUUCUAUAUUUUGCUGUAAUUUUAUUACAGCAAAGGGGUAUGUACUCCCUCGCCCAAAUGAAUAGUAACGCUAGAUUAAUUUAUAAAGCUUCGAUUUCAUUUAAUCUUCUCUCUUUAGCCGGGUUACCCCCAUUCCUGGGAUUUUUUAUUAAAUGAAUAUCUCUGGAAAUAAAUAUUUUAUCCCCCCUUCUUGUGUUAGCCCUUGUUGUGUCUUCAUGUUUCUCAGUCUAUUUUUAUUUUAAGAUUGCUAUGAGAUCUCUUUUAUUUCCCUCAGAGGUAAAGUCUAAGAAAAUAGAGAUCCCGGGCAUUCUAUCAAUAGGGUUUAAUAUUUUUCUUCCUCUAUUCUUUUUGUAA